Amyelois transitella is the source of this 3848-nucleotide messenger RNA. RefSeq names its product phagocyte signaling-impaired protein (gene psidin). The transcript is spliced from 12 exons. The coding region runs from base 101 to 2866 and encodes 921 amino acids. Gene Ontology annotation, molecular function: protein binding; protein-N-terminal amino-acid acetyltransferase activity. Gene Ontology annotation, biological process: N-terminal peptidyl-methionine acetylation. Gene Ontology annotation, cellular component: cytoplasm; NatB complex. The record is from RefSeq and is a predicted model, not a curated record. NCBI's taxonomy places the organism in Eukaryota, Metazoa, Arthropoda, Insecta, Lepidoptera, Pyralidae.
CUAUCCAGAGACAAAAUCGCAAAACAAACGUGCUGAAAAAAGGCUGAAAGAGUCCGGAGAGCGCGUUUAUUUUUGAGAAAAAGCAUUUUCUAAAUGAAAAAUGGCUGUGCGGCCUCAAAACAUAAAUGACGGUGGUAUUGUAGAGCGUCGACUACGGCCAAUUUACGACUGGUUGGAUAAUGGAAACAAUAAAAAAGCCCUGCAAGAAGCAGAGAAAGUGUUGAAAAAGAGUCCGGCUUUGCAAGCGGCUAGAGCUUUGAAAGCCCUGGCGCUUUUUAGGUUAGGUAAAGCAUCAGAGGCGCACCAAUUAUUAGAUGCUCUUGCUGAGGAGAAACCGAGUGAUGAUACCACUCUUCAAGCGAUGACAAUAACAUAUAGAGAGUCUCAACAAUUACCUAAAGCAUGUGCACUGUACGAAGCAGCAGUGAAAGUGGAUCCGACUAAUGAGGAGCUGCACUCCCAUCUGUUCAUGUCCUAUGUCCGGAUUGGUGACCAUCUGUCCCAGCAAAGGGCCGCGAUGACUCUAUAUAAGUUCGCACCCAAAAAUCCUUACUAUUUCUGGGCAGUGAUGAGCAUUGUUUUACAGGCAAAAUCAUCAGAGGACAGCAAGAAAAGAGGUCUUUUGCUCACUCUUGCUCAACGCAUGGUUGACAACUUCAUAGCAGAAAACAAAAUAGAUGUUGAACAAGAGGCUAGGCUGUACAUAAUGAUUUUAGAACUUCAAGAGAAGUGGGAAGACAUUUUGAAGUUUGUUCAAGGUCCUCUUUACAGUAAAUUAAACCCGUGUUACACGGCACAAGCAUGCAUUCCGUAUUUGAAGAAACUCGGACAAUGGAGGAAGCUUAACCUUCUCUGUAAAGAGCUGUUAUGGGAUAACCACGACAGAUGGGACUAUUAUUUACCAUAUUUUGACUCAGUGUUUGAAUUAAUGAAAGAAACAGAUGGGGAUAAAGAAAGUCCAGUGGACAAUACAGCAGAGAAAUGUCAUGAAUUUAUAUGUCAAUUGCUCGAGAGUGAUUCCUCAGGGAAGCAGUUACGGGGGCCUUAUUUAGCAAGGUUAGAGUUAUGGAAGCGGUUAUCGGUGGAUGGUGAUCCGACGGAGUUGCUCGGCAGCGGGGUUGCGCUGUGUGUGCAGUAUUUGAGAGUGUUUGCAAAGAAGCCCUGUGCUGUGCCGGAUAUGAGGCCGUUUUUAACCAUGAUCCCGCAACAGGAGAGGGAGGAGCACUGUAGGGAUUUCUUGACGUGUUUGGGCUUCGAUGAGAACAGUGAACCUGAAACUACGGAAGACGUCCAACGUCACAUUUCGUGCUUGAUAGCGUGGCGGCUGACGGCGAAGCCCCUCAAUGCUGAGGAGAACCUCGCGCUGGCUGAACUUCUGAGGAGGCAUUACCUGCGCUCUGUGGAGAGGAAACUCUUGACGGCCACAGUUACUGAGCUCUGUGCUGUAGACGUGUACGGAAUAUUCGCCGCGCAUCAUUAUUUCUAUGCUGCUAUGGAUCUACAAAGCUCUGCUCCUUUGGUGGAAGCUCUCCAUUUGUUAGAGUUGGUGCUACAGAAUUCUCCCGCCAAUUUCCACGCGAAGCUACUGCUCAUCACGAUGUAUCAUAUUCUUGGUAACGCCCUUGCCGCGGAUAGUGUAUACCGCACGCUGGAAGUGAAGCACAUCCAGCUGAUGUCGCUGGGCUGGCUGCACGCGGCGCGCCUCACUCCCGUGGCCGCCUCCAGGGCGCUGCAGCUGCUGGCUGACACCAGGGCCUUCCACACUCACCACAGCAAGGACAGCAUGGAACACUUAACGUACGCGUACAAGUAUGGAACAUUCGAGAAACUAGUGGAGCUGAUAUCGUGGAACAGCCGCCUGGAGGCGUGCCAGUGGGCGGCGCUGGCGCCGCGCGAGAGCGCGCUGCUGGCGCUGCUGGCCGGCCCGCCCGCGCCGCUGCACGCGCCGCCGCCCGCGCCGCGCGCGCCCACUGACAACCGAGAUCUGAACGUGAUAGUGACGUGGCGUCCGCCGCAGUACCACGACCCUGAGCUGAAGAGUCGCACCUUUGACCAGGACGUGGCGUAUCUGAGGCUCAAAGACGCCCUGGUGUCAGCCAUCGCGCUUUGUAUAGAAUCAGCUGAUACCAGAACGGUGGAAGAGAAAAAGCCGCAAUACGAAGAACUAGUGACGUGUAUAGACGCGUUCAGUACGGCCAUGACGCUUUGCAAGGAGAAAUACAGCGCCAAGGAGAAGAUCAGUAUAGAUGGACCGUUCCCCUCUAGGAUCAUCGCAUUCGUAAAUUCCGAAGUGCCAUAUCGGGAGAUGUACUCGUCCACUCUCCGCAUGGUGGGCGAGUUGGCCGUGGCCCGCCGUGCGCAGGCGCAGCAGCUGUGCGGCGAAGUGCUGGGAAUGCUAGGGCAGGCAGAGCAGGCGCUGCAGGUGGAUGUAACGGCGAUCAGCACAGCGGAGGAUCCGGCGUGGAUUAUGCGGGAAGUUUUGGAGAAUAUUUCUAACUAUUUAGAGUUCAUAGGCAUCAUAACGUUUCUACUGGGCGUCUGCAAUGAGCUGGUAGCACCCACGAACGCCAAGAAGUCCAAGAAGAAGACCAACCAAUCGCCGGACGAACUCAAAACAGUAGAAAAUCUCAACAAACUGAACGGAGCCGUCCAAAACACGAUCGCUUAUCUCGAAAACGUCUUCGAUAACUGGCCCCAAUAUGAAUGCAAAACGACGCUUGAAGAGGAAUUAGAAAAAUUAAAAUUAAAUAAUAAAGCAACAACAUCGGUUGAGCAAAAAUUAAAAAAUGGACGCCGAGACAUGAUAGAUGACGUAAAGAAAAUUCUCAAAAACAAAACGAAAUACUUGAAAAGUCUUAUACAAUGAGUGGCCUUGUUCGGCGGCGUACGUCAUACUGCGGUUUUGUGAUACUAGUCAACUUUUUUCCGUUUGGUUUAUUUAGCGGCAUUAAAAGAAUAUUGAGAAUGUAAAAUGGUUCAUAUUGAGUCAAAGAAAAGAUGGAUAAGUACAAACUUCCAAGUACUAAAUGUCAAAAGCCACCGAAGCAUCUAAGCAUUUCUUUUUUCUAUUCCUAACACACUUUCACAUCACAACAUUCCCUUAUCACACUCUUCCUUUCCUGUCACUCAAUUUUACACCGAUCUAGUCGUUCACUUCUACCGCGUUAUAUUCUACUCUCAAACCAGUUUCGCUAAACUUUCCCAUACAUUAGUGUUGGGAUCAACACGCCAGACGGGCCUUUCUAUGCCAUGAGUAAACCCGGCUAAGUAGAUUUCUUAACUGGCUGCCUGUUUCUGAAGGUUUACUGGUAGGAAAGGCCGUUCCGCAUUAAGUUCCUCUUGUUGCUCGAAAUUAGGUAGCGAAGUUUGUUGCUCAUUCUCUUCUUUCAUCAGCUGUGUCCAUCUAAGAUUUUAUUUACAAAAAAUAAACUUCAAUCAAAUAAGUACCUGUAGAUAUAUGUUUUAUAUAAUGUCACAUAUUUCGCUUCGCAGUAUGACGUACGAAUCGCACAUAUAUUUAGUAUUAAUAUUAAAAACAUAUCUUGUAAAUACUCCUUAUGAGACGCGUAGAUACUUCCUACUAAUAUGUGAAUAUAAUAAAUUAUUUGUUUAUUUGCAAUUUUUGUUUUUAAUUACUCUCGCUAGAGUCAGAAAUUGUACCAGGGUAGAUAUUUGCUUCCAUGGUUUGCAUUGUAUGCAAUAUGCAGAACAAAUAUGCUAUUAAUCUAGAGACAGAAUUAAGAAUAUUUCAUUUUCAGUGCAUGAGAGAACUUGUUAAGAAUGUUUCGAGGCUUUAGCCGAAUGGAUUGUUAUUGCAAUUUUGCAUUUAUAAUUAUAAUUUAUAUUUA